GUUGAGUUCGGUCCGAAUGUUGAUCUUCAUGUCUCUGACUUACAAAGAUGGACAGACAUUCACCAAUGAAGAUGGUGGUCAAUCUUGUCUCCAUCCCCUUUGUUCGACACAUACAGACAUCCGCCAACGACGAUGGUGUUGACAGGACCCAGUGCGAGUCAGAAUGAUCAAUCCAAGCGCCCGCUCGACUGUUAAGAAAGACAUAUGAUCUCGCCGUCUUCUACAUGGCCGAAGCAUCCGCUGUCUUUGUUUGCGUUGACUACCCUAUCCUUCGUUUUCCUGGAAGUGGCAUCAACGACCUGCCUGCUUACAUAUCAUGGGGCUCGCGGAGAAAUACUCGAUGGACGGGCAGGAGCCCCGGCUUCCACCCAUAGCCAUCAUUGGCAUGUCAUGCCGUCUUCCUGGAAACGUCUCCACCGUCGAAGACUUCUGGCAGAUGAUGUCGAGAGCACAGUGUGGGUGGUCGGAGAUUCCCGGAGAGCGCUUCAACACCGAGGCCUAUCACCAUCCCAACCCAGCAAAGAAGGGGUGCUUUAACGCGAAAGGCGGGUAUUUCUUGUCACAGGACCCGGCCCUUUUCGAUGCACCAUUCUUCAAUCUGACGAGGCCAGAGGCCGAAGCCAUGGAUCCCCAACAGAGGUUGCUGCUCGAGUCCACUUAUGAGGCCCUUGAGAACGCCGGGAUUCCCAAGGAGUCACUGAUUGGCCGAAAGGUGGGCGUCUUCGUGGGAGGCGCAGCAUCUGAUUAUGGGCUCGGCACUCUCCGUGACCUUGACAACACGCCCAUGUUUGAUGCCACAGGAAACCACCAAUCUAUCCUAGCUGGGAGAAUUUCGCAUUUCUUUGACCUCCGAGGACCCAGCGUCUCCGUGGACACGGCUUGUUCAUCCAGCCUUCACGCUCUGCAUCAAGCCGUCCAGAGCAUCCGCAACGGCGAGUCAGAGCAGGCAAUCGUGGCAUCAUGUCACCUCAACCUGCAGCCUGGCAACUGGGUCUCCAUGAGCUUGAGCCGCCUGUUCUCCGACGAAGGCCGCACCUACAGCUUUGACAGCCGCGCCAAGUCAGGCUUCGCGCGUGGAGAAGGGGCCGGGUGCUUGAUCCUCAAGCCGCUGGAGCAGGCCAUCCAGGAUAACGACAGCGUUCGAUCCGUGAUUGUAAACACGGGGACGAACCAGGACGGGAGGACGAUUGGCUUGACGUCACCCAACCGCGAGGCACAGGAACAGCUGAUGUGCGAGGUGUAUACCCGUGCUGGCAUCGAUCCGGAAGACGCCGGCUUCGUCGAGGCCCAUGGCACAGGCACCAAAGUGGGAGACCCCAUCGAGGCGACCGCCAUCUACAACGUCUUUGGGAAAGGCCGGACACCCAAACAGCCCUUGUACCUUGGUUCGGUGAAGAGCAAUAUCGGCCACCUCGAAAGUGCCAGCGGCAUUAUUUCGGUCAUCAAGAGUAGCCUCAUGCUCGAGAAGGGAUUCAUUCUACCCAACAUCAAUUUCGAGACUCCCAACGAGCAGAUCCCGAUGGCGAAGUGGAAUAUCAAGGUGCCAACGAGCCAGAGGCCGUGGCCGAUGAAGAAGAAAUACAUCAGCUGCAAUAACUUCGGGUUCGGCGGGUCCAAUGCCCACUGCGUCCUAGCGAGGCCGACCCGUCUGCUUGUCAAGCCCCAGAGCGUCGAGGCGGCGGACGACGCUGCGCAGCGGCAAAGGCUCUUCGUUGUCUCUGCGAACGACGAGGCAGCGGCUACCAAGUCGAUGAACCAGCUCAUCAUCUUCAUCGAGCAGCACCCGGAAGUCUACCAGCAGAGACUCAUCUGCGACGUCGCAUACACGCUCGGCCAGCGACGAUCCCACCUCCCGUGGCGUAUCGGCGUCGUGGCAUCGUCCUUGGGCGACCUCGCUAAGAGCCUCAGCGCAGGCGAUGUCAAGCCGAGCCGCGCGUCGGUGCCGCCGAGCGUGGCCUUCGUGUACACGGGUCAAGGCGCGCAGUGGCACGCUAUGGGACGCGAGCUUAACAAGUCACACCCCGUAUUCGCCAAUGUCCUGCAAGCCGCGGACGCUUGCCUGCGGGAGCUUGGCGCCGACUUCUCCCUCGUUAAUGAGCUGGACAAGGCCAAGGACGCAAGCCGCGUGAGUCAAGUCCAUAUCAGCCAGCCGGCGUGCACCGCGGUGCAGCUGGCGCUGACUGCGCUGUUGAGGUCAUGGGGCAUACGUCCCGUGUCCGUGACGGGCCACUCGAGCGGAGAGAUUGCGGCGGCCUAUGCAGCCGGUGCGCUAUCUCUAGAGACCGCCAUGGCCGUUGCCUACUUCCGCGGCCAAGCUGUCCUGCGCCUACGCGAGAAGCACGCGGACCUCCGAGGCGCCAUGCUGGCCGUCGGUACCGGCGCGGACGAGAUUGCGCCGACGGUCAAGCUGCUGCAGACCGGCACGGCCGUCGUUGCCUGCGAGAACUCGCCGCGCUCCGUCACCGUCUCGGGCGACGAGUCAGCCGUCGAGGAGCUCGCUGCUCAAGCGGAGCGCAUGCGGCUCUUCCACCGCAAGCUCCGCGUCGACGUCGCGUAUCACUCGCCGCACAUGAAGCUCGUGGCCGGACAGUACCGGGAUUUUAUCCAGGACGCUAGGUCAGUCGCUGGAGAGGGCGUGAGAUUCUUCUCGUCCUUGCAUGGCCGCGAAGUGCGGGACGUCACCACCCUCAACGCCUCUUAUUGGGUCGACAACCUUGUCUGCCCCGUCCGUUUCUCGACGGCCUUGCGCGAACUCUGCUCCGCGGCGGAGGCACCGGACGUCAUUGUCGAGGUUGGACCCCACGCCGCACUCGAAGGUCCCAUCAAGCAGACCCUCCAGGCCAUGUCCGACCUCCCUUCCCCUCCUCGAUACCUUCCCACCCUUGUCCGCGACAAAGACGCCACGACGACAAUGCUCAACCUGGCAGCAAGCCUGUACACGGCGGGCCAACCGCUGGAGUUUGCCGCGAUCAACGGCGAGGACACCCAGCCGACCCGCCCGUCCCUCGUCACCGACAUGGCCCCGUACCCCUGGUCCCGCCAGCGCUACUGGUCCGAGUCGCGCCUGUCCAGGCAGCACCGGCUCAAGCCCUUCCCACGCCACGACCUCCUGGGCACGCUGACAGACUCGUCCAACCACGACAUCUGCCCGACCUGGCGCAACGUGCUCCGCCUCGACGAUGUCCCCUGGCUGUCCGACCACCAGAUGAUGGGCCUGACGACCUUCCCGCUCGCCGGCUACGUUAGCAUGGCCGUCGAGGCGGCCACCCAGCGCGCCACGCUCCGCGGCCUAACGCUAGCCGCUGCCAAGCAGCGUUUUGUUCUGAGGGAGGUGCAGGCCAUACGCCCGCUACUGCUGUGCGACGGUGGAGAGUACGAGCUGGUGACGUCUGUGGCCGCGUACGCCGAGGGCACGCGGUCGUACUCGGAUAAGUGGGACGAAUUCCGGAUUUGCUCGUGGGAAGAGGGCAAGGGGUGGACGGAGCACUGCCGCGGCUUGAUUGGCGUGCGCGGAGGAGAGGGCAACGGGCGAGGCGUAGGCGCGGCGUCGGCAUCGAGAGCAUCGCGGAAAUUUUGCCACGCCGGGGAACUGUGCGGGGACGGGAUCGCGCCGGAUCUCUUCUACCAAGAGCUGGAGCAAAAGGGCGCUAUCUACGGGCCCGCGUUUCGCGGGCUGCGCGACAUCCGGCGGGGUGCGGACCGCGCGGUGGGUGUUGUGGAUGUUGCCGACACCACGUCGACUAUGCCGUUGGCGCACCAGUCGCCGUACCUCGUGCACCCGACCCUUCUGGACCAGGUUAUUCAGCUUUCUCUCCCCCUCCUCGGCGCUGGGCGAGGUGGCAUGAAGACGCUGUAUAUGCCAAGCGCAAUCAGGGAGCUGCACAUCGGGACGGGGGUGCCUCGGCAAGUCGGCCAGUCUCUCCGCGUCGCUGGUGGCGGUCCCGUGGCGGCGCUGGAUAGGCCGCGCCCAACCGACUUCACGUUACACGCCUUUCCCUCGCCUGAUGGGGAAGCGGCGCUGAGUAUCGUCGGUCUCCGGAUGAAUCCAGUCAGGAACGAAGCGGCUAGCAACGAUGCUCCACGGGAGCUGUGCUUCCGGCUGGAUUGGGAGCCGGCACCCGAGAAAACAAGUGCCGAAGAUGAACGCACCGAGGUCAUCGGGAGCGACCUGAAUCCCAUUCUGCUGCCUGCUAUAUCCAUCAUCACGGAUAGACCGGCGGUAGAUGAUCUCGUGCGCGCCUUGUCCUCCGCCCUUCUGACGCGCACCGGCCAGCGACCGUCGUUCGUAGCUCUCUCCAGCUUGGGUGAGAUGAAGGACAACGCCUACGUCGUGCUGAGCGAGCUCGACCGACCUCUCCUUCCCGAUCUGACACCUGAAGCCCUGAGCAGUGUACAGACCCUCCUGCUCCGCUCGGCGGGAACGCUGUGGGUCACAUCGGGUGCAUAUAAAUCCUGCACCAACCCGACCGCGAACAUGGUCUCCGGUCUCCUCCGGACCGUCCGCUCCGAGACGGCAGCGAAGGCAGCUACACUAGACCUUGACCCCGACUCCACGCUGUCAGACACGUCACGCGCCGAGCUGAUAUUGCAGGUCCUUGAACGCGUCUUCCGCCCCGGAGACGGCAACGACGACGUCACAACAGACAUGGAAUACGCCGAGCAAGCCGGCAGCCUCGUCGUGCCGCGCAUCGUCACUGACGACGCGGUCAACGAACACAUCCAUCGAGAGCUGUACCCCUCUGGGCCGCGCCUCCAACCCCUGGAUGCCCGAGCGCCCCGUCUUCUCCAGCUCGACAUCGGGACGGUCGGCGCUCUGGAUACGCUCUACUUUGACGACGCCCCCAACGACCGCCCGCUCGGCGAACACGAGAUCGAAAUCCGCGUCGCGGCGACCGGGAUGAACUUCAAGGACGUCGUCAUCGCCAUGGGCCAGCUGCCGCACCCGGGGUACCUGGGGGUCGAGUGUGCCGGUGUUGUCUCGCGCGUCGGCAAGGCCGUCUCGCACCUGGCCUACGGCGACCGGGUGUGCGCCAUGACGGAGGGCGCCUACAGCACAUUUGCGCGGUGUGCCGCCACGAGCGCCGUGCGGAUUCCCGACGACAUGGCCUUUGAGGAUGCCGCGUCCAUCCCGGUCGUGUACGGCACCGCGUACUACGGGCUGGUGGAGCUCGCGAGGCUGACCGCCGGCGAGAGGGUGCUGAUCCAUGCUGCGGCCGGCGGUGUCGGACAGGCGGCGAUCCAGCUGGCGAAGAUGGUGGGGGCGGAGAUUUUUGCUACCGUGGGGAGCCCCGAGAAGAAGGCGCUCAUCAUGGAGCGAUAUGGCGUUCCGGAAAACCGCAUUUUCUCCAGCCGGGAGACCUCAUUCGGACCAGCUAUACGUGAAGGGACGCGGGGUGUCGGCGUCGACGUUGUUUUCAACUCGUUGGCGGGCGAAUUCCUGCGUGAGACGUGGGAGUGUAUCGCGCCCUUUGGACGCUUCAUCGAGAUCGGUAAGCGCGACAUCACGAGCAACACGCGUCUCGAGAUGGCCAGGUUUGACUGCAACGUCACGUUCAGCUCGGUCGAUCUGACCCUCGUCGCGGCGCAGCGGCCGGCCACCAUGGCCAGGACGCUGAGCGCCGUCAUGGCCCUCGUGGCGGCCAGGGUGUUACGCCCCAUCCAGCCGAUCACCGUGGUUGGGCUGGGCGAGGUCGAGAAGGCUUUUCGGCUGCUGCAGAGCGGAAAGACUAUGGGAAAGCUGGUCGUGGUGCCAAAGCCGGGCGAAAAGCUCCGAGCGACGGAUCCCAAGCCGGACGCAGCACUCUUCCACGCCGACAUCACCUACAUCAUCGUGGGCGGCACUGGCGGCCUCGGCCGUUCUAUCGCGCGGUGGAUGGUGGCACAGGGGGCGAGAAACCUCGUUCUCGCCUCCCGCAGCGGAGGGGCCGACGGCGCUGUCGCCGACCUGGUCAACGACCUCCAGCAGACCGCCAAGGCAAACAUCACGGUUAAGGCGUGCGACGUCGCCGACGCCCGCAGCGUCGAAAACCUGAUGGCGGAGUGUCGGGAACAGCUGCCCCCAAUCCGCGGUUGUGUCCACGCCGCGAUGGUUCUCCGCGAUGUCCUCUUCGAGAAGAUGACGCAUCCCGACUACUCCGAGGUCAUCCGGUCCAAAGUUCUCGGCGCAUGGAACAUACACACCGCGCUCGCCUCGGCCCCGCUCGACUUCUUCAUCGUCCUCUCCUCCGUGGCAGGCAUAGUCGGCAACCGCGGCCAGGCCGCGUACGCGGCAGCCAACACCUUCCUCGACGCGCUGGCGCGCCAUCGCCGGCGGCUCGGCCUGCCAGGAACCUCCCUCGCACUGACGGCUGUGCAGGACGUCGGAUACCUCGCCGAGGAAGGCGCAGCGCGCCAGGCGGUGGUGGCGCAAAACCUAGGCGGGAGCUUCCUCCGCGAGGCCGAGGUGCUUGCGCUGCUGAAGGCCGCCGUACAGGGCAGGCUCGACAUUGGCGGGGGCCACUGCCUUACCGGGCUUGGGCUUGCUGCCGGUAACGAGGUGCCCUACUUCGCCACGGAUGCCAAGUUCCGACGCCUGAGAGACGCCGUCAUGGCUUCUGUGGAUGCAUCGGAGCCGGGCGGCAGUCCGAGCCUGUCGAUCGAGAAUGCCCUCGCCCGGGCGUCGUCGUCGAAGGAAGCGGUGGGUGUCAUCGUGACUGGGCUUGCGGCGAAGCUGGCUACCAUCCUGAUGAUCCCUCCGGAGAGCAUUGACCCGUCGCGUCCGGUCACGGCGUACGGCCUCGACAGCUUGAAUGUAAUUGAGUGGAGGAACUGGAUUACGAAGACGUUGAAGGUAAAUUUUCAAGUGUUGGAACUGCUGGCUGCGGGCUCGUUGACCAAUCUGGCGGCGUCGAUAUGGAAGAAGAAGGCGGCCGUGUGA
Messenger RNA from Parathielavia appendiculata, 6916 nucleotides. RefSeq names its product polyketide synthase. NCBI's taxonomy places the organism in Eukaryota, Fungi, Ascomycota, Sordariomycetes, Sordariales, Chaetomiaceae. Bases 317 to 6916 code for a protein of 2199 amino acids. The transcript is spliced from 7 exons. The record is from RefSeq and is a predicted model, not a curated record. Gene Ontology annotation, molecular function: oxidoreductase activity; phosphopantetheine binding; zinc ion binding. Gene Ontology annotation, biological process: fatty acid biosynthetic process; secondary metabolite biosynthetic process.